Messenger RNA from Cokeromyces recurvatus, 1356 nucleotides. Its product is annotated as general substrate transporter. Lineage: Eukaryota; Fungi; Mucoromycota; Mucoromycetes; Mucorales; Mucoraceae. The coding region runs from base 1 to 1356 and encodes 451 amino acids. The record is from RefSeq and is a predicted model, not a curated record. The transcript has 5 exons. Gene Ontology annotation, biological process: transmembrane transport; carbohydrate transport. Gene Ontology annotation, cellular component: membrane. Gene Ontology annotation, molecular function: carbohydrate:proton symporter activity.
AUGAAAGGUGAUGUUGUAUCUGUUUUACAAGCUGGUUGCUGUGCAGGUGCUCUAUUAAUUAAUUUUCUAGCAGACAGAUCAGGUCGUAAAUGGUCAAUUAUUAUCAGUACUUUUAUUUUCAUAAUAGGUUCUAUUCUUCAAGUUGUAGCAAAAAACCUUGCUACAAUGAUGGCAGGGCGAUUUUUUGGAGGCUUUGGUAUUGGUGCAUGUUCAAUGUUAGUUCCGAUGUACAUUGCAGAAAUCUCUCCACGAAAAUUAAGAGGUAGACUAGGCACACUUUGGCAAUUCUUAAUUGUAGUGGGUAUUAUGCUCUCUUAUUGGGUUGAUUAUGCUUGUAUCCGACAUAUUCCUGUCAGUAAUAAGCAAUGGCAAAUUCCUCUUGGUAUUCAAAUAGUUCCUGGAGGACUUCUUUUGAUUGGUAUGUUUUUCUUACCAGAGUCAUUAAGAUGGCUUGCUUCAAAGGGACGUACCGAGGAAAUCAAAAAGAAUCUGAUUCAACUUCGCAACUUACCUAAAGAUCAUCCUGAAAUCGCUGAAGAGCUUGAAGAGAUUACUACUGCUGCUGAAUUAGAUCGUGCCUCAAAAUCAGGUAAAUGGACAGAAAUAUUUGAAAGAACCAAUCGUCAUCGUCUCUUCAUUGGCGUUAUGCUUCAAAUCUUUCAACAAUGGACUGGUAGUAAUGCGAUUAAUUACUAUGCUCCAGAAAUUUUUAGAUCAAUCGGGCUUAAUAGUAAUGAAAUUGAUAUCCUUGCAACUGGUGUUUAUGGAAUCGUUAAAGUUGUAUUUGUUUUGAUUUCAUUUUUUAUGGUAGAUACAAAACUGGGUCGUCGACAGACAUUGAUUAUUGGAUCAGCAGUCAUGCUUGUUUCAUUUUAUGUCAUGGGAGGUAUGAUCUUGGGCCUCCAAAAGGAUAAUGGAGGUAUAUUAGCACCUGGAUCAAAGAUAGAUGCAAAGGGUUACGUUGCUAUGGUUUGCGUCUAUAUCUUUGCUGUGGGCUAUGAAUUUUCAUGGGGACCCAUUGUAUGGAUUGUCUGUUCUGAAAUCUAUCCAACUCGUGUUCGCGCUAUUUCUCUUUCAAUAACUACUGCUUUUAAUUGGGCUAUGAAUGCUACUAUUGCCAAAGUUACACCUAUCAUGCUUGCCAACAUCACCUAUGGUACCUAUUUCUUCUAUGGAACUAUGGCUAUCGUUAUGGGCACAUUUGCCUAUAUCUUUUUACCGGAAACAAGAGGCCGCUCCUUAGAAGAGAUUGACGCUCUCUUUAAUAAAGGGAUGGUUUUAGCAUUUAAAGACAACUAUAAAGUAGACAAAGAACAAAUCAAGCGUGAUGAAGAGGCAGGAAUUUACAAAGAAUAA